Messenger RNA from Panicum virgatum (switchgrass), 1543 nucleotides. Its product is annotated as sorbitol dehydrogenase-like. The transcript is spliced from 3 exons. The coding region runs from base 142 to 1326 and encodes 394 amino acids. The record is from RefSeq and is a predicted model, not a curated record. Gene Ontology annotation, molecular function: zinc ion binding; oxidoreductase activity, acting on the CH-OH group of donors, NAD or NADP as acceptor. Lineage: Eukaryota; Viridiplantae; Streptophyta; Magnoliopsida; Poales; Poaceae.
GCAGGGGAAGGCAGCGGCGGCCGGCGGAUCCAGCUCACUCGCAGUGAUGAUACAAGGUUGAAAUCUUCUUCCUCCUCUUCUCCCACCUCUCUCUUCUUUCUUCUCCUUUCACUUUCUCCUCCUCCACCUCCGCUUGUUCCGAUGGCAUCGAACUAUGCAGCCAGUAGAGGUGGCCGAAGCCCCCCCAGCCCCCCAGCCAGUAGGGGAGAGGAGGAGUGGGGGAUGGUGAAGGGAGGGCAAGGAAGCGACGCCAUGGCGGCGGCUGGCGAGGUGGAGGAGAACAUGGCGGCGUGGCUCGUCGCCAAGAACACCCUCAAGAUCAUGCCCUUCAAGCUUCCGCCCCUUGGCCCGCAUGAUGUCCGGGUGCGGAUGAAGGCCGUGGGGAUCUGCGGCAGCGACGUGCACUACCUCAGGGAGAUGCGCAUCGCGCACUUCGUGGUGAAGGAGCCGAUGGUGAUCGGCCACGAGUGCGCGGGCGUGAUCGAGGAGGUUGGCUCCGGCGUGACGCACCUCGCCGCCGGCGACCGCGUGGCGCUGGAGCCCGGCAUCAGCUGCUGGCGCUGCCGCCACUGCAAGGGCGGGCGCUACAACCUCUGCGACGACAUGAAGUUCUUCGCCACCCCGCCCGUGCACGGCUCGCUGGCCAACCAGAUCGUGCACCCCGCGGACCUGUGCUUCAAGCUCCCCGACGGCGUCAGCCUGGAGGAGGGCGCCAUGUGCGAGCCCCUCAGCGUGGGCGUCCACGCGUGCCGCCGCGCCGGGGUCGGGCCCGAGACGGCGGUCCUCAUCAUGGGCGCCGGCCCCAUCGGCCUCGUCUCGCUGCUCGCCGCGCGUGCCUUCGGCGCGCCGCGCGUGGCGAUCGUCGACGUGGACGAGCACCGCCUCGCCGUGGCCAAGUCCCUGGGCGCGGACGCGGCGGUGCGGGUGUCGGCGAGGCCCGAGGACACCGCCGAGGAGGUGGCGCGGAUCCAGGCGGCGCUGGGCGGCGCGGAGAUCGACGUGAGCCUGGACUGCGCCGGGUUCAGCAAGACGCUGGCGACGGCGCUGGAGGCGACGCGGCCCGGGGGGCGGGUGUGCCUGGUGGGGAUGGGGCACAACGAGAUGACGGUGCCGCUGACGUCGGCGGCGAUCCGGGAGGUGGACGUGGUGGGCAUCUUCCGGUACAAGGACACGUGGCCGCUGUGCAUCGAGUUCCUGCGCUCCGGCAAGGUGGACGUGAAGCCGCUCAUCACCCACCGCUUCGGCUUCUCGCAGCGGGAGGUGGAGGAGGCCUUCGAGGUCAGCGCGCGCGGCCGCGACGCCAUCAAGGUCAUGUUCAACCUCUAGGCCGGACGACUGGGUGGGUAGGCGGCCGCCGGUCGCGCUCCGGGGAUCGAUCGAUGAAUAAAAUAAGGUAGGGGAAGUGGCCGGCGCCGUCCGUCGGUCGGCGAUCCUCCGGCGAAGGGCGCAGAAAACCUUGAUCGGCGGCGAGAUGCCAUGGCGUUGUUUUGGAUUGGAAUAACCGUGGCUUUAAUUUGUUGCUUCUUUCGCUGCUGGCUUGUUU